Messenger RNA from Moesziomyces antarcticus, 1800 nucleotides. Its product is annotated as rhomboid-domain-containing protein. Lineage: Eukaryota; Fungi; Basidiomycota; Ustilaginomycetes; Ustilaginales; Ustilaginaceae. Gene Ontology annotation, molecular function: serine-type endopeptidase activity. The transcript has a single exon. Gene Ontology annotation, biological process: proteolysis. Gene Ontology annotation, cellular component: membrane. The record is from RefSeq and is a predicted model, not a curated record. The coding region runs from base 1 to 1800 and encodes 599 amino acids.
AUGAGUCGAUACCACGCAGAUGCAGCCCAGCAUAGCUACCACAGCUCCGCCUGGGAUCCGUCACCGUACGGAAUCACCGAUUAUGAUACUGUCGAGCACCUCGCUCCCUCCCAUAACGAGUCUCCGUCCAAACGCAACUCGGCUGGCGUAGGUGCCAAUGCAAACGCCUAUCGUCUCGCGCCUCCCGCCACGAACAUCGGCGCCGACUCUCCAUCCAUGUAUACCGACCCUUACGAAGCCUUCAGCACGGCCCCACCACCGGAUCGUCGCUCCUAUCUUCACCAUGAUCCCUACGAUGCGAACGACCGCGCGCUCGCCGGCCCAUCCUUGCUCGACCGAGCGGACACGCUUGCACCGGGCGACAGUAUCAGCAGCUACAACGUCCGCGUCGGCAGGAACACCGAGCCGGAUCGCGCGCCAACAGCGUAUGCGGAUCCGUUUCAAGAGCCAGUGCACCACGCGCAUCAUGCGUCGCACAUGUCCGGGCCCACCGCGUACGACAACUACGACGAUGCCGCCAACUUCUACGGCCACAACUCGGCACACGGCUACGGACACGCCCAGUACGACACGAGCGGCACCGACCUGCCACUCAAGGCGCAUGCCGGCGCCAUGGGCUAUGCCGAGGACGAGCACGACGAGGCCAAGCAGAUUCGGCGCGGCUCGGCGGCGCUCUGGUCCAACCAGAUGGACGCCGCGCACCACCCGGCCAUGGCCGACGAAGAGGCCAAGAGCGGCCUGCUCGGCAAGCUCUCCCGGUCCGCCGGCGGCGGUCCAGCGGGCGAGGACAAGCUGCACGACCAGAUCGAGCGGCGUCGGCAGGGCAUCGGGCGGCAGAGGUGGCCGUACGUGUCGUGGGUGGUUGCGGUGGCGCUCGUCAUCGUGUUUGUCAUCGAGCUGGUCAAGGCCAAGUCGGCGACGGGCCAGGCGGUGCAGACGCGGCCGAGCAUCAAUCCGAUGCUCGGACCGUCGGCCGAGUUCCUCAUCUCGUUUGGCGCGCGCUUUGUGCCGUGCAUGCGCAAGGUGCCUGCGCUGCCGACGUCGGAGCAGCUGCCGUGCCUCAAGGACUCGACGUCGAGCUCCAACCUGUACUCGCCGAGCCAGCUGUGUCCCAUCUCGGACAUCUGCGGGCUCAAGGACGCGGCGAGCCCCAACCAGAGCUACCGCUUUGUGACGGCCAUCUUUGUGCACGCCGGGUUUGUGCAUAUCCUGUUCAACCUGCUGGUGCAGCUCACGCUGUGUGCGCAGAUCGAGAAGCUCAUCGGCUCGCUCGCGUACGCGCUCGUCUACUUUGCCGGCGGUAUCGGCGGCAAUCUGCUCGGCGGCAACUUUGGCCUCAUCGGCCAGCCGGCGCUCGGCGCGUCCGGCGCCAUCUACACGUGCAUCAGCAUCGAGCUGGUCGACCUGUGCUACAACUGGCGCUACGAGUACCGCGCCAAGGUGCGCCUCGCCAUGUCGAUCGGAUUCGCCAUCGUCGGUCUGGCGCUGGGGCUGCUGCCGGGGCUCGACAACUUUGCGCACAUCGGUGGCUUCUGUGUGGGCCUGCUCGGCGGGCUGGUGUUUGCACCCUCCAUCCAUGCCACCAGGCGCCAUCGAGUGGUGACGUGGGUGCUGCGCAUCGUGGCGCUCGGACUGGCCGUCGGCUUCUUCGCCGGGCUCGCGAGCAACUUUUACAACUCGCCCGACCCCACCAAGGCGUGCACGUGGUGCAGGUACCUCAGCUGUCUGCCUGUCUUUAACUCGUGCAAGGGCAACGGCCUCACUACUUCUACGACCACGAAUACCAGCGGUAGCAGCUGA